AUGCCUCGCGCUCCCCUCCAGAGGCAGAAACUUGCGGGACCUGCUCUCAUCUGCAUUAACGGCCCCUUAGUGACCAGCAUUGUCGCCGAAAAACAGCCACGUUUGACAGCCUUCAUCCUUUCUUCUAUCUGCACAGAAACCUGGCUGGGUCACCUAGCGCCCACUUCUCCCUCAGCUUCGAAGCCCGUUGCCAUUCGUCAUUUUCAAGCGUCAACUGCGACGCGGUUCCUGGGCAUAGUGGACUGCUACGGCUGUUUCUUCUCAAACUGUACUAACGUCAUUCUGUCGCCCAUGAAUCUCCUCUGUGGUGUCGAAGUUUCGCUUAGGCUCCUCGAAUAUGCCCUCGCGGUUACCCUGGCGGGCGCCAACCUCCUCACUUUUGAAACCCUCGGUGUUGCUGUUUACGACGUGCUUCAAGGGCAUCUCGCAAGUCAGACCUACUAUCUUUCUUUAUUUCGUAGAAGGUUGUCGCUUGUUGAGUAGCGCUACGAGAGUUUCUGACUGUCCACCCAUCCCUGAUGCGUCGUCGGUCCUCAUUAAGGAGAGAAACUUCAUCAUCCACAUCGACCCUAAACCCCCCUACCACGCUCUCCACCUUCUGCAAUGGUACGUUCAACUCUCAGGGGAUAGCCAACUGGACUACAUAUCACAGUCCACCUUUCACACUCGCUUUAUGGUGACUGACGUGCCCUCCAGGUCCUUUAUUGCCAAACAUCAUCUCUCUGCUGGGAUGGCAUGGCCGCAGAUCAACAACGCCGUGGGGCUAAUGCGUGGUUAUGUAGCCGUACUGUCGACCUACGCUAUUAUUUUGAGUUGGUGUGAUUACGUUGGCAUGGUGUUGCUGUAUGUCGCGGUGUGUGUUCUGUUGGCCGCCUUGUUCCUUUGUUGCCGUGUCUACCUUUUCCGGCCCAAUGCCGCUGGCUCUCCUUGA
Spirometra erinaceieuropaei is the source of this 931-nucleotide messenger RNA. The record is from the annotation of a GenBank genome assembly. NCBI's taxonomy places the organism in Eukaryota, Metazoa, Platyhelminthes, Cestoda, Diphyllobothriidea, Diphyllobothriidae.